CCGUUACCAGUUCAGACGCGGUGAGCAGACCCAGCUGUCAUCAAACUUGCGGUGGAGGAGCAGCAGUAGACUUGGACGCCGAAACAAAACGUUUCUCAUCAUUUGUGCUUCCAGCUGUUUGCUUUGAGGUCUUUUGAAGUGUCCGCGUGGAAGAAGCUCCAAGGAGCUCCGAGGGUACCUCACUUACAGUAACGUCUCAAACUCAAAGGAGGAAAUGGCACAAAGAGUUUUUGUGCUUCUCAUUCAGGUUCUGCUUCCUGCAGUACCUCAGGUUCUUGGAUAUCCCUACGAAGGUUCUGGAUUCUAUGAUCAGAGCAGUUAUAAUGAGGUGUUGCCUGACGUGAUCCAUCACUCUUCUGUACUUGAUUACAGAAAUCCUAAUUGGUGCUACACAUUGUCUGUUUCUAAUGGAGAAUCCUCCUGUUACUCUCCCAGGGGAGGCUCAUAUAGAAGUACUCUGGGUACUCGCUGUGAACUCUCCUGUGACCAUGGUUACCGCCUCAUUGGUCGAAGGUUUGUGCAGUGCCUGCCCAAUCGCCGCUGGUCAGGGAGUGGCUACUGUCACCAAAUCCGAUGUCCUGUUUUGCCGGCUGUUGCGCAUGGCUUAUACAAAUGCACUUUAAGUGUUGCUGUGGAUUCUCGCUGCGAUUACACCUGUGCACCUGGAUAUCAACUGGAGGGCGAUCGCUCUAGAACCUGCCUGGAGGAGGCUCGUUGGAGUGGCACUGAGCCGAUCUGUGUAGAUAAUGACCCUCCAAAGAUCAGGUGCCCACCAUCUCGGGUGAAGCUGGCUGAGCCAGGAAGUCUAACAGCCAAAGUUUUCUGGGAAGCUCCACUUGUCAAAGAUACAGCAGAAGCUGGCGUAACAGAUCUUAUGCUAAAGGGUCCUGAAUCAGGCUCAGAAUUCCCAGAAGGAGAGCAUGUGAUCCGCUACAAGGUCUAUGAUCAGGCAAGAAACAAGGCUGCUUGUAAAUUCAUUGUACGAGUGGAAGUUCGAAGAUGCCCUGUGCUGAAAGCACCACUCCAUGGCUACCUCACAUGCUCCUCGGGAGGAAAUAAUUUUGGUGCAGAUUGUGAAUACUCCUGUGAAGGUGGCUAUGAAUUGAGAGGAAUUCGUUCAAGAGUGUGCCAGCUCAACAAGAACUGGGCAGGAGCGGCUCCAGAGUGUGUCAUGAUUGAGAUUAACACUAAUGUAAACAGUGCUGCUGCCCUCCUCGAUCAGUUUUAUGAGAGAAGGAUCCUGCUUAUCAUCUCUACGCCAGAUAUUGCCAAUCAGUAUUACAAACUUCAGAACAUCAUGCUUCAGCGAGCCACAUGCGGGCUGGACUUGAGGCAGGUGACGGUCAUUGAGCUGCUGGGUCAGGACCAAAGAGAGGUGGGUCGAAUUAAAGAAAAAAACCUGUCCUCAGAAGUCAUUGAACAGCUCAGGCAGGGCUUCCUAAUUUCAAGGACGUACUUCUCCAUAGUGUUGGUGGACAAGCAUGGGGUGGACCGUGAGCGCUAUAUUGAUCCCGUUACUUCAAAUGAGCUCUUUUCUUACAUUGACACUUACCUGCUGAGUCCCAAAGAGCGGGAGCAACUGGAAGACAGAGACCUUUGCAGUUAAUUGGAGAAACUGGGACUCAUUCUGGAUUACCAAAUUCUGAGAACAUUUUCAUUAUUUUCAAAUUAUAUAUUUCUAUCUGUGAUUUCUGAAGAAAUUAGUGUCAGGCAUCCCCAACAACAGAAAGAGUUGUAGAUUAUAAAACAAAGCCUGGGCUUUUAUUUGAAGUAACUCAAUAUCAGUACUCAGCAGAUGGGUAGGGCCGGGUCCCCACAGUGCUCUGAUUUAAAAAGUGCAGGUACAGUCAAAGCCAAUGUAAAGCUUUAGAUCGCCUAAAUUCUUACCACCAGCCAUAAUGAAGGAAUUGUACAAAACACUUUUUUUCUUACAUUAAAACUUUUGCAGUCUUACUAAAAUCUGUUCUGUCACUACUUCUACAUCAUUAUUAAAUAAAUGUCUAGUGGCUAACUGCACUUAACAGAACCUUAGCACUUUCAUGCUGGAUUAACAUCUAUUUUCCUUUAUACAUUUACGUUACGAAAAUGCCUGUUCGAUUACAGGCCAGCAGGAGGCACAGCACUGGACACGUCAGAAAUCGACUGUAACUGGAGUGCUAAGGUGCGGGGUGUACUCACUCACGCAGUUCACAGUUGCAAGUCAGCCUACCCUAAAUGUCUAUUAUAUGCAAGAGGAAUGGGAUGUACUUGAAGUAAGCCCACAGGUGAGCAAGGAGAACAUGACAUCUCCCUAACUGUACUGUGCUCAGGCCCCAAUUUGAACCUCUUUUCUGCUGCCCCACUCUUAAAAUUAAGUUUUAAUUUUAGGUUUACAUUAUAGACACACAAAUGAAGUGAUACUCAAAACUAAACAGCUGACUUCUUUGAAUUAAUAUAGUAAAGAAGAUGCAUCUCCAUAGAAGAAAAUGCCAGAUUAUAAUUUUUGAAAAAAUUUUUUUAUUUUUUUUUACAUUCUUUCAAAGAUUGUUUUCAAAUUUGGGAUUAAAAAAAACUGUCCCAGAUUUGGUGUAACAUUUUUGAAACACUGCUCAACAGCAGGUUUCGUGGAUCUCGGCCUUUAUGAUGCACGCUUUGCAAUCAAUUUAGUAUCUGGAGGUGGUUUGACCAUUAGACCUUUUCUGAACACUUAGAACAAUGACAGCCAGUCGUUUUGUGAUUUUUUUUUUGUCGUUCUUUUUUGUUUUAUGAAACCAAAAGAGAAGACAGCCUAGAAAAAGCUAAGAUGUGGACAGAGAGUGGUGAGACGCAUUAAAAAUAAACAUACUAGAGUAUUGUAAAGAUUGCAAUCUGAAAAAUAAAUCAGUAAGUCAUGAACACAAGAACACCACCAGAACUUACUUAAGAGAAUUAAGAAAAACGAAUCUAAAUAACACCCUUAUAGGUGUGUAACAAGGUGUAGAUUGACUGAAUAUGCCAAAAGAGCCAAUAUAACCAAACAAGAAAUCCUGCUUGCUUAAAAUACAACAUCAGGCACAGGGGAUGAUCAAAAUAAGCUGACACUGAAAAAACAAGAAUUUCAAUCCCCUAAAAAAUAUGAACUUUCAUUAAUGCAAAUGUAAUGGCAAAUAAACAUCUCGGCGAAGUACCUAUGGUUGCAUGCAGCACAGGAAGAAAGGGUAGAGGUUGUUUAUUGCAAUGUGGUCACUUCAUGCAGUAGACAAGACCUAGAACUGUGCUACUCAGCCAUUUAUAACGCUUCAGCAGGAAGUUUUACUUGCAAGUACUUUCAGUAAAGGAAAAUACAAGAAAUGGGAGGAGUGCAGAUUAGCAGACAAUAUUCCAAACAUCUGUACUCAUGAGGGAAAUGCAAAAGAGAUGUGGAUGUCUUCUCCUCAACAACUUCACUUGUAAACAGUCGACUGGACAAUCACAUGAAGUGGGAAAAAAGAUAACACAACAUCUAGAGGUUAAAAUAAAUGUCACAUGUAACAGUGAGUGGUACCUUGCUGGCUCCAUAGGAAGAUGUUGUGUAAAGCCUUACAUUUCAUUUCAUUUUUAAUCUUGUCUUUUUUGAUAUAAAAGUAACCUGCUUUUGUUUCAUGCUUACUGGUGACAGACAAAGGAAAGGUGACAUAAAAAUAUGGGAAAGAGAUGGUGCGAGCUGGUAUAAGCAAUAUGCAGUAUAGGUACGUAUACCAGAUUAAAUUAGGUAAUGUAGUUGACACGGUGUUUUCAUUCUGUAAGAAACUGAUAAGUUUCACAAACAUUUCAUUGUUGCAGAGGGCUUGUUUGUGAGUUUCUGAGACAGUGUGACCAUCGUAGGCCUCUCCAGUGAGCAGGAGAUUGUGUUUUUUAUUGACCUGAUGUGUUUUACAUGUAAAAAAACAAAGCAUGCAAUUUCUUCUAGUGGUAUGUUGCUAGGAAGUAUAACUUGUGAAAUAAAAGAUGUUUAACUUGAUAA
This is a messenger RNA of Erpetoichthys calabaricus (reedfish), 3961 nucleotides long. RefSeq names its product sushi-repeat containing protein X-linked 2 (gene srpx2). The record is from RefSeq and is a predicted model, not a curated record. The transcript is spliced from 11 exons. Lineage: Eukaryota; Metazoa; Chordata; Cladistia; Polypteriformes; Polypteridae. The coding region runs from base 215 to 1606 and encodes 463 amino acids.